This is a messenger RNA of Theobroma cacao (cacao), 558 nucleotides long. RefSeq names its product late embryogenesis abundant protein At1g64065-like. Lineage: Eukaryota; Viridiplantae; Streptophyta; Magnoliopsida; Malvales; Malvaceae. The record is from RefSeq and is a predicted model, not a curated record.
AUGAAAGUGAGAAGGGAAGGAAGCAAUGCAAAAUGCCUAGCAUAUGUUGCAGCUUUUGUUGUUUUUCAGACCGCAAUCAUCUUGCUAUUUGCACUGACUGUGAUGCGGAUCAGAAGUCCUAAAGUCAGGUUCGGUGCUGUAACAGUGGAGAGUUUCAGCACUGUCAAUAGCAGCUCACCUUCUUUUGACAUGAAAUUGAUGGCCCAGGUGGCCGUGAAAAACACAAAUUUUGGUCACUUUAAGUAUGAAAACAGCACUGUCACAAUCUUAUACGGAGGCAUGCCGGUUGGGGAGGCAGCUAUUUUCAAGGGUCGUGCAAGGGCCAGGCAAACCAAAAAAUUCAACAUUAAUGUUGAUAUUAGUUCCAGUAGGUUAUCCAGCAAUUCAAACCUUGGAAAUGAUAUUAAUGCAGGUGUUUUGCCGUUGAGCAGCCAGGCCAAGUUGAAGGGAAAGGUUCAUUUGAUGAAGGUGAUCAAGAAGAAGAAGUCUGGUGAAAUGAGCUGCUCCAUGGGAAUCAAUUUGGCGACUCGUGCCGUACAGGAUUUGAAGUGCAAAUGA